AAAGCAUUCUACGGGUUGAAUGUCACCAAUACAGUAGUAGCAAAUAAUACCGGAAACGGUAUUUGGGCACAAGAUGUUCGAGAUCGGACAGUGCUGACGAAUGUGACAGUAGUGAACAAUGAAGGACAAGGAGGAUUGGUAGUGAAAGAUGGCGCGGCGGAUAUCUGGAUCAAUGCUUCAAGAAUAGAUGGUAACUGGGGUGAUGGUAUCAAUGUUUCUUACGCCGGUGGUUCCAUUACGGUUAAUGGCACGUCCAUUAGUCGCAACCGAUGGAGAGGUAACCACUUAUUCAGUUUUGAAUAA
Messenger RNA from Gongylonema pulchrum, 303 nucleotides. The record is from the annotation of a GenBank genome assembly. Lineage: Eukaryota; Metazoa; Nematoda; Chromadorea; Rhabditida; Gongylonematidae.